Messenger RNA from Xylaria bambusicola, 1707 nucleotides. Its product is annotated as ribonuclease H-like protein. The coding region runs from base 298 to 1029 and encodes 243 amino acids. The record is from RefSeq and is a predicted model, not a curated record. Gene Ontology annotation, molecular function: RNA-DNA hybrid ribonuclease activity; nucleic acid binding. Lineage: Eukaryota; Fungi; Ascomycota; Sordariomycetes; Xylariales; Xylariaceae. The transcript has a single exon. Gene Ontology annotation, biological process: DNA replication, removal of RNA primer.
ACUGAUGGUCAGUUCUGGUCAGUGAAUGGCCAUCGCCAAAUACCUACCUACCUACAUAGGUAAGUAGUGAUAUAUACGUAGUAGGGAGCGCUAUUUCUGCUGUAGAAAGAAGGUGUAGGUGGAAGACCUUCUAUAUCUUAGCCUUCGUUUGCGCUCUAUCUACCGUAUUUGAUUGUUGAUCCAAGUUUUUUCUGCCUCCACUAUCUAGCCGUUCGGGAGUGGCCGAACGAAGUCUACCAAAGCCUCCUUGCAUAUAAAAACACACGAGAUAUUGGGACAGCACUACAGUAGAGAAUCAUGACGGCCCCCGCAGCAUCAAGGGACGAGUUCCUCGACUUUUUCGGCAUGAGUCUGCCUGAGAGACAGCGUGGCACAGGACGCAUCUUCCCAACUCCAUACGAGACAUCCACCGAGCCAUCGCCACUGGAACACCCAGAGACGGCCUUCAUUGGCCGACCUGGCCCCAUCAACGACUUCAUGGAGAGGUUCACCCAUGUCCAUGACCGAUCCAAGAUCCUCAUCUACGUCGACGGCGCUUGCGCCAACAACGGUCGAGGCGGUGCCAACGCCGCAUGGGCUUUCUAUUUCGGUCCCGAACCAGAAGCUCGGACGUGUUCCGGUCGCCUGGAGAUGAAGGGCCCGUUCGGCGGGGAAGUACAACAGCAGACGAGCAAUCGGGCGGAACUUCGAGCCGCGCUGGCGGCACUCCGCGCGCGCCAGUGGUCUGACGACGGAUACCGCACCGUCGUUAUCGCCGCUGAUUCCGAGUACGUUGUGCGCGGAGCGACGGAGUGGGCGAAAAUGUGGACACAGAACAACUGGAAGACUUCCGGGGGCGAUGACGUUGCGAAUCGAGACUUAUGGGAACUGCUUCUCGGAGAGGCCGAGCGGUACCAGGACUUGGGACUGGCGAUCCAGUUCUGGCGCAUCGACCGCAGGUUCAAUCAGGUAGCCGAUGCCGCAGCUAAGAAGGCCACGGCGAACCCUGACGACGAGGACUUCGAGGACUUUAUGGUUCCGGGGAUUUGAUUAUCUGUGCAGUGGCUGUCUCGAGUAUGCCACUGGUAAUGACAGCCUCAAUUUGAACAUAUCAGGCCGCAAGGGCUAGAUCAUGCCGAUGCGGCGCUUAACAUCCUCGCGAUCACGAGAGAAACUUCUAAGUUGCAGCAAAUCUAUACAACCCUAUGAAUGGCAGACGGAUGAAUAUUUGAAUGCGAUAUAUUGUCGUCGCAGCGAAAGUUAUAUAAUUAGGUAACCACCCGAAAGUAUGAACCACGAAUCGUAAGGUUUCUCUUUGAUCUCUUCUUCGCGGGUUUCGAUGUACUUGUCGACGGCUAGUCUUAGCUUCUGAGAAACAGAAGUAAACUUAGAGGCAUCCGACAGAAUUCUUAUCGUCGUGGCAGGUUGAAAUUAAUACGGGAAGAGUCUACGAGAGGACAAGGACAACAAAUACCAUUACCUCAUCGUAGGCCAAGCAAGAUGUGGCGGCAGAGGUCAUCCCCUUCCUGUACCUAAGGAUAGUGUCACAAGGAGUUCCGCACCCACGGUCAUUGCCGUUGGGCUCAGCUCAUUUACUCUCACGCGUAACCACCUAGUAUCCCCAGGAAAUAAGUAUCUAAGUCAAACAGCAAAAAGUAGUCAACAUCACCUAGUAACGAAGUAUCUAGAUCAAAUGAAGCCUGAUAAAAUGUCUUGCUCCUGGACAAA